CCUCGCGGAGCCCCGGCGCCUCCCCGCCGGCCCUGCGACCCCGCAGCCCCGGGCUGCGGAACUUGCGGGCAGUGUCGGGGCGCCUUUGAUUUAUAACGAGUGUGGUCGCCACAGGAUGGGGAGGGACGCGCGGCGUUGCCUUCGGGAACGGGCGCUCCGGUGAAGUAGGAGCCGCCGGCGGUCCGCCUGCACCGAGCCGUUCCGCGCCGCGGCCGCCCAGCCUCUGCCAUGGCCGGGGCCGGCGCCGGCGCGUGGAAGCGCCUCAAGUCUCUGCUGCGGAAGGAUGAUGCGCCGCUCUUUCUGAAUGACACCAGCGCCUUUGACUUCUCCGACGAGGUGGGGGACGAGGGGCUUUCUCGGUUUAACAAACUUCGAGUUGUGGUGGCCGACGAUGGUUCCGAAACCCCGGAAAGGCCUAUUAACGGGGCGCACCCGGCCCGCCAGGCCGACGACGAUUCCUUACUGGACCAGGACUUACCUAUGGCCAACAGCCAGCUGAGUUUGAAGGUGGACCCCUGUGACAACUGCAGCAAACAGAGAGAGUUGCUGAAGCAGAGAAAGGUGAAAACCAGAUUGACCAUUGCUGCCGUUCUUUACUUGCUUUUCAUGAUUGGAGAACUUGUAGGUGGAUACAUUGCAAAUAGCCUAGCAAUUAUGACAGAUGCACUUCAUAUGUUAACUGAUCUAAGUGCCAUCAUACUGACCCUGCUUGCUUUGUGGCUGUCUUCAAAAUCACCAACCAAAAGAUUCACCUUUGGAUUUCAUCGCUUAGAGGUUUUGUCGGCUAUGAUUAGUGUGCUGUUGGUGUAUAUACUUAUGGGAUUCCUCCUGUAUGAAGCUGUCCAGAGAACUAUUCAUAUGAAAUAUGAAAUAAAUGGAGAUAUAAUGCUGAUUACUGCAGCAGUUGGAGUUGCAGUUAACAUAAUAAUGGGGUUUCUGUUGAACCAGUCUGGUCACCAUCACGCCCAUUCUCACUCACUGCCUUCAAGUUCUCCUACCAUGGGUUCUGGAUGUGAACACAACCAUGUGCAAGAUAGCCUGGCAGUGAGAGCAGCAUUUGUACAUGCCUUGGGGGAUUUGGUACAGAGUGUUGGUGUGCUAAUAGCUGCAUACAUCAUAAGGUUCAAGCCAGAAUACAAGAUUGCUGAUCCCAUCUGUACAUACGUAUUUUCAUUACUUGUGGCUUUUACAACAUUUCGCAUCAUAUGGGACACAGUAGUUAUAAUACUAGAAGGUGUGCCAAGCCAUUUGAAUGUCGACUAUAUCAAAGAAACCUUGAUGAAAAUAGAAGAUGUAUAUUCAGUGGAAAAUUUAAAUAUCUGGUCUCUCACUUCAGGAAAACCUACUGCCAUAGUACACAUACAGCUAAUUCCUGGAAGUUCAUCCAAAUGGGAGGAAGUACAAUCCAAAGCAAAGCAUUUAUUAUUGAACACGUUUGGCAUGUAUAAAUGUACUAUUCAGCUUCAGAGUUACAGGCAAGAAAUGGAAAGAACUUGUGCAAACUGUCAAAGUUCCCGUUCCUAAUUUUAUGUAUAUUGGGGACUACUGCCUUAUUUAUCCUGAAGUCAUAGACAUGAGAGCAAUAAAUGCAAAUCUAAAUGAG
Molecule: messenger RNA, 1603 nt
Organism: Condylura cristata (star-nosed mole)
Lineage: Eukaryota; Metazoa; Chordata; Mammalia; Eulipotyphla; Talpidae
Gene: SLC30A4
Product: solute carrier family 30 (zinc transporter), member 4
Exons: 7
Coding region: 229-1524 (431 amino acids)
Biological process (GO): response to zinc ion; zinc ion transmembrane transport
Cellular component (GO): plasma membrane
Molecular function (GO): zinc ion transmembrane transporter activity
Source: RefSeq, a predicted model, not a curated record